AUGGAGAGCGACUCCCAACUGGACCCGUUGCCAGCCACAGCACCGGCACACAGAGCGCGCCGUAAUAUCAAGACUGACGUAAACUACAUACCGGAGACCGAGAACAUGAACGCGUAUGAGAGCUGUAGCUCAGGAUCAAGUGAUGACAACGUCAAUGAAGAUAACAGUGACAGCGACGAUCUCAAUAGAGGUUAUAGAGAUGAACAAGACGAUGUCGUGUCGGAAGACGACGCUAUCGAGAUGGAUCAAGCAUUCGUUGACUCACUUCGACUCGGAGACGACGCCUCGAGACCUCAAGCGACGGAUGCGCAAGCAUACCCUGGGUUGAAGAUUGAGGACGCGCGCCCAGUGUCUGCUUUACGUACCGUGGCUCACUCCCCUCUACUUACUCUAUUCUAUUUCGUGCCAAAGUCUCUAUGGAUAUCGAUUGGUAUUGAAACGAAUCGAUACGGAUUGCAGCAAGUACCACGACGUGGAGAAGUGAUACGUGGAAAGCAGCCUGAUGGCCGGCGCCAAACAUUGAAGCAGAUCCGCCGCAGGUUGAAGUCGAAACGGGGGUAUGAUACCCACGAGAUCCUUCACGUUGUCGGUUUGCUGAUUGCACGAAUGCUCUGCCCCCAACAGAGGCGCUUUGCAAGUCACUGGUCGAUGGUUGAGGAUGUUGCUGUACUCGCUGGAAACUUGAAAUUGCUUACCGGGUGGACCCUCCCCUCCGUAUUCUCCUUUGAUGAAGGCGUGCUUCCAGCAACCUCCAAGCGAAGCCCAACCCGGAUGUUCAUGCCCGAUAAGCCGCAUAGGUAUGGCUCAAAACUGUUUAUGCCGUGCGACUCCAGGAGCGCAUACUGUCACAGGUUUGAAAUGUAUGCCGGCAAGAGGAGAGACACUAAAGCUGAAACGGUAUUUGACCACAACACUGGCGCUGCCACUGUCGUCAGGAACUUGAAGACUGUGUUAGGCUCAAGUACAAGGCAACCAUGGCACGUUGAUCGGUAUUACUCAUCCAUUUUGCUAGCUAUCGAGCUUCUUAGCAUGCACGUGUACGUCAUCGGGACCAUUAGGACCAACCGACUUGGGUAUGAUCAGCGUGUCAAGGUGAAACGGCAGACUCGGCCAAGACGUAUACCUCGCGGCAGCUUUACCUACUCGUGCUCUGUUGCUAUUCCAAGCAUGGUGCCCUUCCAUUGGUGGGAUAGGAAGCCCGUGCAUUACUUGUGCACGGGGGUUGCAAUGACCGAGUCGAGUAUUGACCGCAAUAUCAAGCAGGUUGGCCGAAUUACUGUACCCUGUCCUGACGCAGUAAGUGACCACCAGCGUUGGAUGGGCGGAGUUGACGUCCAUGAUCAACUCCGCCUCCAGAAGCACUCACAACAAAUGUCUACAAAGUUCAAGAAAUACUACAAGAGCUUAUUUUUGGGCCUUCUCGAUCUCGCGCUAGUGAACGCCUACAUUUCGCACAAGGAGUCAGCGAGGAUUAGCGGGACGGUGGCGAUAAAACGAGGAGAAUGGUACAUUGUCCUUCACAACCAGCUUCUGCAACUCAAGGCAGAAAAUUUCUUGGGCGUAGAGGUAACUCCCCCGCCAAGCCAGAAACGUAAGCGAACGCCGCUGCGCGCGACCCACGCGCUUGAACAGUGUGAUGACUGGGUGACAGUGAGCGGCACACAAAAGCGGCGGCAAAGAUCUUGCAAGGUAUGCGCGCUCUUGCGCACCAAUACCAAGAAAAAGCCGUUCGUGACGACCUUCUUCUGCGAACGCUGCUCAAUCGAUGACACCAAAUGCUGGCUCUGCAAUAAGAUUCGACGGUACUACAAGGGCGUCGAGAAGACCUGCUUUGAAAUAUGGCACGACGAUUUCGAAGGCGGGUAA
This is a messenger RNA of Phytophthora nicotianae INRA-310, 1866 nucleotides long. RefSeq lists its product as hypothetical. The transcript is spliced from 4 exons. The record is from RefSeq and is a predicted model, not a curated record. NCBI's taxonomy places the organism in Eukaryota, Oomycota, Peronosporomycetes, Peronosporales, Peronosporaceae. The coding region runs from base 1 to 1866 and encodes 621 amino acids.